CGACAUCGAUCGAUGGAUGCGAUGCGCGCCGUCGCGGCGCCGCGCGCGAGCGCCGCGAGACCCGCGCGCGCGGCGCGCGACGCGCCGACGCGCCGACGCGUCGUCGCCGGCGCGUCGCGGUACGCGCUGUGCGCGCACGGGGAGAAUCUGCCGCAUCCGGACAAGACGGCGAAGGGCGGCGAAGACGCGUGGUUCGCGCGCGUCUCGGCGGCGAACGGCGGCGGCGCGCUCGGCGUCGCGGACGGCGUCGGUGGGUUCAACGAUCAGGGCGUCGAUCCGGGGCUGUACGCGCGCGUGCUGAGCUACGAGGGACUGCGGGCGUGCGACGGCGGCGACGGCGGAUUCUUCGGGUCGAGCGCGAAGAUCGACCCGAGGGCGAUCGCGAUCGAGGCGCAGGCGAAAACGAUGCUGCCGGGCGCGGCGACGAUGUGCGUGGUGGCGCUGGAUGGGAAAAAGCUGACGUGCGCGAACGUGGGGGACUCUGGGUUCCGAGUGGUGCGACGCGGGGGGGUGACGUACGGGUCGACGGCGGGGCAGCAUUAUUUUAAUUGCCCGUAUCAGUUGGCGUACGAGGCGCUGGCGAAGGAUUGCGACAGCGCGAGAGACGCGGAUGUGUACAGUUUCGACGUCGAGGCUGGGGACGUGGUCGUGGCGGGGAGCGACGGGUUGUUUGAUAACGUGUUCGACGAGGAAAUCGCGAGCGUGGUAAACGCGGCGUACGCGAGCGCCGGGGACGCGGCGUCGGCGGCGGAAUCGGCGGCGAAGGCGCUAGUGAAGGUGGCGAGAAAGCACGCGGAGGAUAAAAAGUACGACUCGCCGUACGCGCGCGAAAUGGCGAAGAGCGAAACCGACAAGGGCGGCGCGCCGAAAGCCGUGGGAUUGUUUGGGGGAUUUCAGCAAAUGCUCGGCGGUGGCAACUUGGGCGGGAAGAUGGACGAUAUCACCGUCGUUGUUGCCACCGUCGUCGACACGGCGUCGUCGCAGCGCGAGCUCGCGCGAUCCGAAGCUGUGUGCGACGCCAACACCAAGGCGCUGACCAAGGCGCGCGGUUUGGCGUCAAUCGAAGAGACCAAAGUCGCUCGUACGGUGGCGCUCCGUAAGGAAAUGGACGACGCGUUCAACGAAAAAGUCGCCGAAGUAAACAAGAGAGAGAAAGCCGUGGCGAACGCCAAGUCGGAAUUCACUCGCGCGCAAAUCGAUUCGAUGGACGCGCCCACGGUGCGCAAGCUCUUACAAGAGCGCGGACUUCCCACGAGCGGCAAGAUCGAUCGAUUACGCGAUCGCUUAGCCGAAGUUAAGGCGCUUUAA
Messenger RNA from Ostreococcus lucimarinus CCE9901, 1308 nucleotides. RefSeq lists its product with no specific name. Lineage: Eukaryota; Viridiplantae; Chlorophyta; Mamiellophyceae; Mamiellales; Bathycoccaceae. The transcript has a single exon. The coding region runs from base 22 to 1308 and encodes 428 amino acids. The record is from RefSeq and is a predicted model, not a curated record.